Molecule: messenger RNA, 1213 nt
Organism: Etheostoma cragini (Arkansas darter)
Lineage: Eukaryota; Metazoa; Chordata; Actinopteri; Perciformes; Percidae
Gene: rbp5
Product: retinol binding protein 1a, cellular
Exons: 4
Coding region: 207-623 (138 amino acids)
Biological process (GO): fatty acid transport
Cellular component (GO): nucleus; cytosol
Molecular function (GO): fatty acid binding
Source: RefSeq, a predicted model, not a curated record
UCUCCGCCUGAGGGACGAGCAGCCUGCGGCAUAGAAACACCGUGCAGCAGUCUUACUUCACUCGUCCCAAAACAAAAACGCUGCGUAAUAAAGCUGAAUUCAAACACGGCGGCAGCAACACUCGGGGAUCCAGACUCGACUCGAGAAAAUAAAGCAAGAAGGAGAAGUAGAGAUUUCAGCUUUUCUGGAGUUUUUGAGGGAACAAAAUGUCUAAACCUAAUUACUCAGGCACGUUUCAUAUGGUGGAUCAGGUUAAUAUGGACGCCUACCUCGCAGCUUUAGAUAUUAAUUUUGCCCUGAGGAAGAUUGUGUGUCUGUUGAAGCCCUCCAAAGAGAUAAGCCAUGAAGUGGCCACAGGGGCCAUGAAGAUCCGCACUCUCACCACCUUCAAGAACUUCAACAUGGAUUUCACUAUCGGUGAAGAAUUCACUGAAGACCUGAGACCAGUGGACGGUCGUACCUGUCAGACUACAGUGAACUGGGAGGGAGAUAACCUGGUUUGUGUACAGCGAGGAGAGAAAGAUGGACGAGGCUGGACACACUGGCUGGAGGGUGACAAGCUGCAUUUGGAGAUGAGAGUUCAAGGGAUCGUUGCCAAGCAAGUCUUCAAGAAGGCUGAUUGAAAUAACUGAAAAUCAGUUUUAGUUAAACAAUCAAGAGAAUACAGUUAAAGGGAUACUUUGCCUAUUUUCAUCCAGCUUUGUACCAUAGCAAUGUGGGUACUACUAUGUGUAAAUGAAGCGUUAUUAUGGAACCCAUGCAACUUCUAGGGCAAGACCCGCCCUUCAAUAGCAUACACACUCUCCUAUUGGCCAAGCGUCCAUGCUUACGCAAGGUAACGGAACCCAAUUUCUUCAGGUCCUCACACCCGACCAGUCGGCUAUCCUAACCUAAACUACUAGAGGUCAAUGCCUAACCCCGGCCAAUCAGGCUGCAUCGUAGGGCGGGACUUGCCAAGAAGUAGCGUGGGAUCCAUAAUAAUGCGUUAAUGAACUAUGGUAAACUUCCCCUUGAUCUUGGCGGCUCCCAGAUUUCCGUGCUCAUCUCCCAUUAAAAGGCCAGCGAAAGAUGCAUUUUGUUGCCACUUUAUCUCUCUCGCGCUAAUUUAGACAGAACUAAGUUUAAACUGUGAAACUAGCCAGUGUUGUUCAAAUAAACAAAGACGUACAACCUACUCACCUAGAUGUUUUUCAGAAAUAUCUUUUAGCUUACC